UUUUUGAUUUGUGAAACCAAAUUUUUCUCAGUAGAUUCAGUCUUGGGGUUUGUGGAGAACGAUGAUAUUAUAACGUUUUGGGAAUACAAACUGGUUCAUGCAUGGUGGUAUAUCAAUGUUGGUUUGAUGGUUGAUGAAAAAGCUGGAACAAAAAUGUUCAUCAGAGUCAAACUGCCAUGGGAUGUUAUGAUUGCAGCUGAAGAUAUGGACACUGGGCUCACGCUCCAGAGAACUAUUGUCGUUCAUCUACUCGAUGCCUUUGCUACCAAGAAAGCAACGAAAAAUCUUGGAUACUUCAUAACACCCACAAUUUUGGAGACAAUCGGCGAGGGAAAGAUCAAGGAGCAGACUGGCGAAGCUGUCUUUCCCGUGGUUUUCAACGGAAUCUGCUUUAAGAUGUUUAAAGGAGAGGUUCUUCAUGGUGUGGUUAGCAAGGUGCACAAGCUUGGUGUCUUUUUGAGAUCUGGCCCUUACGAAACCAUUUACCUAUCACACAUGAAGAUGUCCGAUUACGAGUUCAUCCCAGGAGAGAACCCGGUUUUCAUGAAUGAGAACAUGUCCCGGAUUCAGAUCGGCACCAGAGUUCGUUUCAUCGUAUUAGAUACCCAGUGGAGAGAGGCAGAGAAAGACUUCAUAGCUUUGGCCAGCAUCGGAUAAGACAAUCUUGGCCCGUUCUAAGGAUUGUAAUCUGAGUUUUUCCACUCUAUAUAUAUGCUAUGUAAAAAUGCUUUUCAAUGAAAUUGAUCAAUCUUUAUUUAAUAAA
Messenger RNA from Capsella rubella, 763 nucleotides. RefSeq names its product DNA-directed RNA polymerase IV subunit 7. Gene Ontology annotation, molecular function: single-stranded DNA binding; single-stranded RNA binding. The coding region runs from base 127 to 657 and encodes 176 amino acids. The transcript is spliced from 2 exons. Gene Ontology annotation, biological process: DNA-templated transcription initiation. NCBI's taxonomy places the organism in Eukaryota, Viridiplantae, Streptophyta, Magnoliopsida, Brassicales, Brassicaceae. The record is from RefSeq and is a predicted model, not a curated record.